CGGCAACUCGGCAACACUGUUGAUUACUGAUUGAGUUGUUUGUCUGGUGAAAAAUAUAUUUAUUUUUGCUGAGUUUUUUGUCACUAUCGUUAUUUUUAUAGCGAAAACCUCAAUAUUUGUGUACAGCUCCAGUUAAUUUUUUUCCCUUUCACAUUAGAAAGUUGACUACAAGGUUAAUUGUGAACAAUAUUGACCAAUGAAGAGUACACGGGUAUUUGUUGGGGGCUUGACCUACCGAAUUAAAGAACGCGAUCUUGAGAAGUUCUUCCGUAAAUAUGGCAGAAUCAGGGAAGUAUCCAUGAAAAAUGGAUUUGCUUUCGUGGAAUUUGAUGAUUACCGUGAUGCUGAAGAUGCAAUAUAUGAGUUGAAUGGGAGAGACUUGAUGGGUGAAAAGAUUUCCGUGGAACGUGCUCGCGGUACUCCGAGGGGCAGCGAUCAGUGGAGGGGCAGUGGUCGGGGUGGCGGCGGAGGGGGUGGUGGGGGCGGCGGGGGCGGGGGUAGAGGGGGGGACAGCUACAGGGGAUACGGGGGUGCUCCCCCGUCGAGAAGUACCAGAGAAACUCGAGACAAGUAUGGACCUCUACAGAGAACGAAAUAUCGUGUUUACGUUGAAAAUCUAUCUAGUCGUAUCAGCUGGCAGGAUCUGAAGGACUACAUGAGACAAGCUGGAGAAGUGACUUUCGCAGAUGCUCACAAGCAGAGGAAAAACGAAGGAAUCGUUGAGUUUGCGUCUUACAAAGAUUUAAAAAAUGUUCUUGAUAAGUUGGACGGCACUGAUCUCAAUGGCAGAAAAAUUAAACUGGUUGAAGAUCGUAACUUGAAGAGGAGCAGAACUGCGUCAAGUAGCAGAAGUAGAUCACGUUCAAGGUCCAGGAGUCGUUCAAAGAGAUCCAAAUCACGUUCAAGAAGCCCCGCCCAUGAUGGCUCCCGGUCUCCUAGUGACAAAGACAAGAAUGAUUCCAGGGCCAAAUCUUUGUCAAGGUCUCGAUCUCGAUCCAAGAGUAGGUCUCGCAGCCAGUCUCCAGAAUCUUCCCACAAAGAAGAUAAUUAGUCAGAUGGUAAACUUGAGAAUGUAUCACAUUUUUGAAUUAAUUGUUCCAAUUGGAACCAAGAGUAGGUGUUCGUAAUAUUGACAUGACUGGAUGAUUGAAUGAUUUAUUUGAAACAAUAUUUUAAUAUUGUAUCUAAUCUUUUUUCUGGGUUUUAGAAAUAAGCUUUUGUUCAUUAGUCUUCCUCCAAUCAAGGUUGAACUAUUACUUUAUUAUUGAAUGUGUAAAGGAUUCUUAUUUUUAUCCUUCUAUUUCAAUAUUGAUAGUUGCAAACUGAUUAUUUUUAAUAUACCUACUUGGAUGGAGAAUAAAACUUUCAAGUUUCCUUUUGUGUACUUGUUGUGAUGUGGAAGACUUCAUAAAAUAAUAUCAACCAAUGUAUUUUGUGUUUAGUUCUCCAAUUAAAUUUAAUGAUGAUGA
Molecule: messenger RNA, 1469 nt
Organism: Phaedon cochleariae (mustard beetle)
Lineage: Eukaryota; Metazoa; Arthropoda; Insecta; Coleoptera; Chrysomelidae
Source: the annotation of a GenBank genome assembly